Messenger RNA from Rhizophagus irregularis DAOM 181602=DAOM 197198, 447 nucleotides. Lineage: Eukaryota; Fungi; Glomeromycota; Glomeromycetes; Glomerales; Glomeraceae. The record is from RefSeq and is a predicted model, not a curated record.
UUUUCAUCUUAAAGGUUAUUUAUCACUUUAUGGAUCCGACUGCAAGGAAAGCUGUCAACUUGAACGUUUUGCGUCGCCAUGACCAAAAUAUUGUUGAAAUAAUUGAUAGUUCAAGUUAUGUUGUUGUAUACAAAUUUGACCAAGGUGCUUGGACAAAGAAGGGCGUAGAGGGAACAUUGUUCGUGUUCAAAAGAUGUGUACAACCUGUGUAUGGAUUUAUAGUGAUGAAUCGGUUAGGUAUCGAUAACUUCAUGGCACCAUUGACAGACGGUAUGGAGCUAGAAUUCAAAGACGAAUAUAUUAUAUAUCGUACUACAGACGAUGGUAUCGUUGAUGACUUUUUUGAAGUUCGCCAAUAUUUUGUUAUGUGAAGAACCCACAAAUAGUAGCCGGAUUAUGGUAAUUGAGUAUUGCUUUGGAUAGUAGAUAAUAUCCAUGGCAUUUGGG